Ctenocephalides felis (cat flea) is the source of this 1182-nucleotide messenger RNA. RefSeq names its product aminoacylase-1A-like. Gene Ontology annotation, cellular component: cytoplasm. Gene Ontology annotation, biological process: amino acid metabolic process. Lineage: Eukaryota; Metazoa; Arthropoda; Insecta; Siphonaptera; Pulicidae. Gene Ontology annotation, molecular function: aminoacylase activity. The transcript is spliced from 9 exons. Bases 1 to 1182 code for a protein of 393 amino acids. The record is from RefSeq and is a predicted model, not a curated record.
AUGUCAGAACAGUGGGAAAACAAUGAAUCCAUUAAAUUGCUGAGAGAAUAUUUACAGAUACCAAGUGUUCAUCCAGAUGUUGAUUAUGAACCGUGUGUAAUAUUUCUAAAGAAAAUAGCAGAUUCAAUAGGAUUGAGAUUUUCUGUCUACAGAUGCCAUCCAAAAAAACCUGUGGUCAUAAUGACCUGGCCGGGAGCCAAUCCAAUUUUGCCAGCAAUUCUAUUAAACUCUCACAUGGAUGUUGUACCAGUAUCUGAGGAUAGUUGGAUCUAUCCUCCAUUUGAAGCACACAUAGAUGAUUCUGGAAAAAUAUAUGCACGAGGAUCGCAGGAUAUGAAAUCAAUAGCUAUACAGUUUAUAGAAGCUGUGCGUGAAAUGAAAGAAGCCGAAGUCGUUCUUCAGAGAACAGUACAUUUAAGCUUUGUUCCGGAUGAAGAAAUUGGCGGCGCAUUAGGGAUGAAACUCUUUGUACAAAGCGAUGCUUUUCGAGCUCUCAAUGUAGGUUUUUGCAUGGAUGAAGGCGAUCCUAGCACUGAAGACCAUUAUGAUGUUUAUUAUGAUGAAAAAGUAUUGUGGAGCUUAGAAAUAACAUGCAACGGCCAGCCAGGACAUGGAAGCAGCCUGCAACCAGACACAGCGGCUGAGAAAGCGCGUCUGGUGAUUGACAAAUUUACUGAUUUUCGAAAUGAGCAAAGAGAAAAAGAAUUCAUGGAAGCCACUUCAGUUAAUCUGACAAUAUUGCAGGGCGGCGUCCAAUCUAACGUUAUUCCUGAUAAAAUUAAAUUAGGUUUCGACGUACGCGUUGCAGUUAAUCAAGAUCAUGACGAAAUGGAAGCACUGAUCAGAAAAUGGUGUGAAGAAGCUGGUGAAAAUGUAAAUUUAGAAUUUAAAAUAAAAGACCCUUACGUUCAACCCACGGUCCUGGACGAGACCAACAAAUUCUGGGUCGCUUAUAAACAGGCCACUGAUGAAUUAGAAAUGACUCUCGUGCAUAAAAUCUGCCCUGGAGUUUCGGACAGCAGAUAUUUGCGUCAGCUGAAUAUUCCAGCAAUUGGCAUGUCGCCAAUUAAUCGCACUGAGUACUUGUUGCAUGAUCAUAACGAGUACAUAGAAGCUGAAACGUUUUUAAAAGGAAUCCAAAUUUAUAAACGGAUCAUCGAAAAUGUUGCUAAUGUUCUUUAA